GCUUACAACAGCCCACGACCACCAUGUUUGUAUCGAUCGUCCUGGCAGCCGUCUGCCUUGCUAGCAGCACGGUCUUGGCUGCAACUGAUAAGCCAUUCUAUGACGUGGAAGACUCUGAGAACUUGUUCGAGAGUUUUCUCCAAGAGCAUAAUAAAGUAUACAAGAACCGGAGGGAGUAUUACGAACGGCUUGGCAAUUUCAAGAAAAGCUUGAGGGAAAUAAAUGAGCGAAAUGCCAAAUUUCCUGACACUGUAUUUGCAUUGAACCACUUUGCUGACUUAUACCCUGAUGAGCUGCAGCAAUAUUUAGGCUUCAAACUUCCAGAAAACAUGACGGGUGUAGUACUCCCCAAUGGGCCGACUCCGACGGAAGACCACUUUGACUGGAGGGACAAGGAUGCUGUUACACAUGUUAAGAACCAAGGAAGGUGUGGAAGUUGCUACAUCUUCAGCGCUGUUGGUAAUAUUGAAGGGCAGUACGCCAUCAAACACAAGCAAUGCCUAGCCUUGUCUGAAGGGCAGGCUCUCGACUGCCUUCACAAGGGAAGAUGCUACGGAGGUUGGAUGCACGAAGUUAUGCAAGAACUUGCUCACACAAAGAAAAAGUUAGAAAAAGAAUCAGACUAUCCCUAUGUCCCUGUAAAAAGAGAUUGCACUGAAGACGCCAGCAAAGGAGUUGCGCUAGUAACAGGAGGAGAUUACGUCGCAAUCGCCGAUGAAGAAGAAUUGAAGAACAAAUUGGUAAACUUAGGACCACUUGCAGUGGCUUUAAAUGCCUAUGACUUCUUCUUUUAUCAUAAAGGCAUACUAGAACCAGACUACUGCAAGAAGCUGCCACCUAACCACGGCGUGCUUUUGGUCGGAUAUGGAGAAGAAAAUGGCAAGAAGUAUUGGAUUAUUAAAAACUCGUGGAGCUCAGGGUGGGGAGAAAAAGGCUACGUGAGACUGUUGCGAGGAGUCGACGCUUGCGGCAUGGGCACCAGAUACACCGCUCACUCCCAAGUGAAUGUAACUUCAUCAGUUCGUCUACUGGUUGUUCUGCGAAGCUCACAACUGUCAGAAGCUAUGUUUGUACCGAUCGUCCUGGCAGCCGUCUGCCUUGCCAGCAGCACGGUCUUGGCUGCAACUGACAAGCCAUUCUAUGACGUGGAAGACGCUGAGAACUUGUUCGAGAGUUUUCUCCAAGAGCACAAUAAAGUGUACAAGAACCGGAGGGAGUAUUACGAAAGGCUUGGCAAUUUCAAGAAAACUUUGAAAAACAUAAAUGAGCGAAAUGCCAAGUUUCCUGAUACUGUGUUUGCAUUAAACCAGUUUGCUGACUUAUACCCUGAAGAGCUACAGAAAUAUAAUGGCUUCACACUUCCAACCAAUGUGAAGGGUGUAGUACUCCCUGACGGGCCGACUCCGACGGAAGAUCACUUUGACUGGAGGGACAAGGGUGUUGUUUCACAUGUAAAGUACCAAGGAUUUAGUCUUAGCUACAUCUUCAGCGCUCUUGGUAAUAUUGAAGGGCAGUACGCCAUCAAACACAAGCAAUGCCUAGCCUUUUCUGAAGGGCAGGCUUAUGAAUGCCUCCGCACAGGAAAUGGAUAUUAUUGGCCGCACAAAAUUAUGCAGGAACUUGCUCAGACAAAGAAAAAGUUAGAAAAAGAAUCAGACUAUCCCUUUGACGAUGAAAAAAGAAAUUGCAGUGAAGACGCCAGUAAGGGAGUUGUGCUAGUAACAAGUGGUGAUAGGAUCGAAAUCGCGGAUGAAGAAGAAUUGAAGAACAAAUUGGUAAACUUAGGACCUCUGGCAGUGGGUAUAAGUGCAAAUGACUUAGCCAGUUACUAUAAAGGCAUACUAGAACCAUCCGACUGCAUAGGAGAUACAAAUAACCACUCCAUGCUCUUGGUCGGCUAUGGAGAAGAAAAAGGGAAGAAGUACUGGAUUCUUAAAAACUCGUGGGGCGCAUGGUGGGGAGAAAAGGGCUACGUGAGACUGUUGCGAGGAGUGAAUGCUUGCGGCAUGGGCACCGAAUACACCGCCCACUCCCAGGUGGCUUAGAGUCUGCCGUCACUCCCAGCCGUUCACAUCACCGUACAUUCUUUGAUUGCAUGUUGCUUCGGUUAACAUAAUGGAUAUCUUCAUUUAAAUCUAUAAUCAAUUUAAAAUUCUCUAUCUAUGGUAAACUGCAAAACUCAUUUCAUUUGGUAGCU
This is a messenger RNA of Leguminivora glycinivorella, 2197 nucleotides long. RefSeq lists its product as uncharacterized. Gene Ontology annotation, cellular component: lysosome. The transcript has 10 exons. The coding region runs from base 24 to 2045 and encodes 673 amino acids. The record is from RefSeq and is a predicted model, not a curated record. Gene Ontology annotation, molecular function: cysteine-type endopeptidase activity. Lineage: Eukaryota; Metazoa; Arthropoda; Insecta; Lepidoptera; Tortricidae.